Messenger RNA from Helobdella robusta, 2166 nucleotides. RefSeq lists its product as hypothetical. The coding region runs from base 454 to 1914 and encodes 486 amino acids. Lineage: Eukaryota; Metazoa; Annelida; Clitellata; Rhynchobdellida; Glossiphoniidae. The record is from RefSeq and is a predicted model, not a curated record. The transcript is spliced from 9 exons.
GUGGAAGAGGACUUGCUCACCUCACGAAACAUCCCGACAUCACCCAUCAGUUCUCCAGCCACGUCACCCAGUACAACUUCAGCAUCAUUUUCAGCUGCAGAUUCUUCCUCUGGGUCGAAGCCAUCAUCAGCGAAUGUUACAACUACAGUUUCUUCCACUUCCUCACUAACCUCAAUUUUAGCUGCUUCAUCGACAUCAGCAGCCUCCCGCAAGUUAGCUCAACCACUAUCGAUAAGCAUUCCAUCGGCAGACGUGGAGCAAUGUUUCUUGGAGGCGUUCUCACAUGCUGAUCAGCUGUCACAAGAGAGUCUCCAAGUGCAAGAUAACUUCAGCUUAAGUGUUGAUGACUUCAUAGUUUUGGUGCUCGAGUUGCAAACUCUGUACAGGACAUUCUGCAGGCUGGAAAAUGUGAAGAAAAUCAACUGUUUGCCUCGUCUAAAGAAAUACUUCGAGAUGGCUAAUGACAAAAUGGAAAGUGAACGGAUCAAAGACUGGUCUUUCAGAGCUAUUCAUAAGGCAAAAUGCUUGUAUGAGAUGAAUUGCAAACGGGAAAACACACAAAAUGAUGAUCUGUCGAUUUGUGAGAAUGAGAAUCAAAAAAGCAAACAAGAAAACGAAAAACUGACUCCUGAAGAGUUUGCCGAUUAUCCCAAGCCAUCAUCUGCUUCACCGCCAAUUGAUGUCAGUCUGAAACCUCAACCGGAUAAUACAACUUCCUCACAACACAAACGUCGAGUGAAAGCCUAUGAAUCCAUUAAAGAAUUUCAGUCAUUACUAGCUGAAUUGCUUGUAGAGUUUGAAAACAAAGAAGCUUACUACAAAGACCUUCUUCUUAAAAAAAAAGAUGAAAAAACAGAGGGCACUGAUGAUGUAGCGUCUAAGAUGACGGAUGGUGAAGAAGAUGAUCUCUCACACGUCAAUCUCAUGAAACUUCUCCUCGAUGUUGAUAAGUCUAGCGAUUCGUUUGAAGAUGCGGAAAAAGAAGUUGAAUCCAUCGUUGAGGAUGAAUUCUUCUCAUGUCCAAGCACUGAUCUUUCACCACUCACUCCAGAAGUAAACCUGAAAAUUGAAUUCAAUGAAAAAGGGUUUGCAAUGCUCUCCAGUUCACCAGAUCAUCACCAUUUCAAGUCAUCCACUCACAAUCCUUCCAAUCAAAAAACUUUUCUCAAUGCCGUUAAAAAAGAAAUUAAUCUGUUGAAGGGCAGUCUUCCUCUGGGCAUUUUUGUCAAAGGAUACGAUUCCAGGAUGGACUUGUUCAGUGUGAUGAUAGAAGGCCCUACGCACACUCCGUAUGAAGAUGGUCUCUUCUUCUUCGAUGUCCAGCUUCCUUCAGAUUACCCCAAGAAUCCUCCAAAGUUCUUCUACGUCUCCUACUGCGCCGACCGAUUGAAUCCAAAUCUCUAUGAGGAUGGGAAGGUUUGCGUCAGUUUGUUGGGCACCUGGUUAGGGAAAGGAACGGAAAUUUGGAAUCCCAAAGAAUCGAAUCUCCUUCAAGUUCUUGUUUCUAUACAAGGUCUAAUCCUUAACCACGAGCCGUACUUCAACGAGGCUGGGUACGAACGGCAGAAGGGUACACAGGAGGGACAGGAAAACAGUCGCAUGUACAACGAGAUGGUACUCAUCAAACUUGUGCAGGCGAUGACCAAACUGUUACGCAGCCCACAUGUCGCAUUCGCCGAGGAAAUUUAUUGUCAUUUCCGUGAACGGUCUUCUAAACUAAUAACCAGAUUCAAGUCAUGGCUUCAGGAUGCAACAGAUGACCAGAAGCCAAGAUCGGUUCAAUUGGAGACCCACAUGCCUAAAUUUCCACUCUAUCCCAUGUCCAAGGGCUUUUUGUUGUCCCUUAACAGAUCUCUGAAUGAAUUCAUCUCGCUAGUCGCUUCCAAAAAUAUAUACUCAGAUACCACCAAAUAAGUAACUUACUCACGUGAUCAGGAAAGUGCGCAUUAUGUUUGUUCAAAUAUUAACGUAGUGUUGUUUCGUUUAAUUUUCUAGGUGUAAUAUUUUCAGUGUUAUUAGGUGAUUUUGUUAAUUUAAUAACAUUAAAAUUUAUGGUGAGUUACAAAUUUUCCUUAUUUAUGUGAAUCAAUCUAGCUAGUCUAAAUAAGUGAUUUUAACAUUUUUCGUGAUAAUUUCGCUUUUUCGAAAAUAAAGUUCUCUCAGUUA